AACGGAUAACCAGGAAAAGGAUUGUUCCCUUACCCAUCCUCCCCGUUCUUUUCCAAUCCCCACCUUCCUGCUCUCCCACAAUUCCUGAAUGUUGGACCUGCCUAUUUUGGCUUCUACUGGCAUGACUGACGGCUGGCUAAAUAUGCAGUCAGAGGAAGAAAAAAGUCAGGACAACAGCAUGAUGGAUUCGGGCAACCUGGACGACAGCUUGACCAGUCUACAGUGGCUUCAGGAAUUCUCCAUCAUCAAUGCAAACAUGGGCAAGUCAUCCUCUUCCCUAUGCAGCACAGAUCCUCAUGGUUAUCACAAAAUACCUGGCUCGGCUGCACCAUGUUCUCCCCUAGCUGGUGAUCCAGCUUGCAUGGGAAUGCCCCAUACCCCUGGCAAGCCAAUUUCCUCUUCCACAUCCAGGACUGCACAUCUACAAGGCCAGCCACUAGAAAACAUAGAUUACAAGACCAACCCUCAUGUGAAACCUCCUUACUCUUAUGCUACCCUCAUCUGUAUGGCAAUGGAAGCAAGCAAGAAAACAAAAAUCACCCUCUCAGACAUCUAUAAAUGGAUUACUGAUAAUUUCUGCUAUUUCCGGCAUGCUGACCCUACAUGGCAGAAUUCCAUUAGGCACAACCUGUCCUUGAAUAAGUGCUUCAUCAAGGUGCCCCGAGAGAAAGAUGAACCGGGAAAAGGUGGCUUCUGGAAGAUUGAUCCUCAGUACGCAGACAGACUGAUGAACGGAGCUUUCAAAAAACGCAGGAUGCCCCCUGUGCAGAUACAUCCAGCCUUUACCGGAAGAAUCCAACAGGAUGCAAGUUCCAGUUCUUCAGCUCACCAAUCGGCAACCUCUUGGAAAAACAGCAGCAUCCUGAAGAUCAAUGUAGAGUCCCAGCAGCUGCUCAAAGAAUUUGAAGAAGUGACCAGUGACCAGAACUGGAACCCAGCAGAUGGAAAAAUGAGCCAUAAACGCAAGCAGCCGCUGCCAAAACGAAUGUAUAAGGCAGCCCGCUUCUCCAGCUCCCCUAUGCUUACUCAGGAAGAACAGACAGAGCUUGGCUCUCUCAAAGGUGAUUUUGACUGGGAGGCUAUCUUUGAUACCACCUUAAAUGGUGAUUUCUCUACCUUUGAGGAUCUAGAAAUUACUCCUCCAAUCAGCCCGAUAACCAGGGAUGUAGACUUGACAGUGCAUGGAAGACAUAUCGAUUGCCCACAGGAGUGGUGCCCAGCUGGGCAAGAUUACGUGCUCACAGAAUCUAACCAGAGUAGCUUGGACUUUGAUGAAACAUUUAUUGCCACUUCUUUUCUUCAGCAUCCCUGGGAUGAAGGGAGAAAUGAUUACCUCUCAAAUUCUGUCAACAUGGAUCCACUAUUUGAACUCAGUGACCCUUCUUUGCAAACAGAAAUGAAUGACUGGAGCAAUGCUGGGUGUCUUUAAUGAAAGACCGUUCCCUGAUUGGAAGGUUCAAGAUUAACCAACUCUUAAGAACAAGAUGGUCCCAGAGCUGCAGGACUUGACAAAAGAAAGAAUCCAUGACCAAAUGAGACAGCUUUAGUAUUGGGACCUGCUGUCUCACUGAAAAGUUAGGGUGGGUGGGAAAAUAAGAUCUGGAUAAUUGGGGCUGGAUGUAUCUCAAAGUAACACAUUUGAUAUGGGGAACACUAUACCCCAACAGAUAACAAAUAAUAAUAAUACAGUGUCUAUUUGUGUUCUUUUAAAGAAAUACAGGUUUUUUUUCUAUUGGGGGCUAGAGGGAAAUGAAAAGAGGAUAAUUUCUUUGUGGGAGAAGGGAGGACAUUUGAAGAGGUUGGAAGAGCAGGCCUUUUCUGAUGAUUAGCGUAUAUUAGAUCAUUGACCGUUUCCUCUUCCUUCCUUCUUUCUUUCCUUUCUUGGGUAAGUGUGCUUGUAUUUGUUUUUCCCAGGGAAGAUCGCUAGCUAAAACAUGGGACAAUCUAGCAGGCAAGUACAAUUUCCAUCUCUGUUCAAGGAGUUGCAACCACCUGUCUACCACACUAGAUCAAUUUAGAUUUUAAAACAUAUAUGCUGUGAAAUAAAUCAAUAGGUCAAGUUGUUUCCAGCUUUUAAAACAGAAGCUAUUAUCUAUCUAUAGACCUGUAAUGGAAGUUAUAUUUUUAGCUACAGAGGGCACAAUCAGUAGAGUAUUGGGUUGGGUAGGGAGGGAAGACUAUUUGUAAUAAUGGAAAUUCAGAUUGAAGUGUAUCAAAUGCUUGUUAUUCAGAGGGAAAUAUAAUACAUACGUGGGAACAUCUGCCACUAGAUUUUUUUAAAAAAAUCUAUACAUGGGACUUGAUUUACUCUAGAUGUUCCUUUUUACUUAUUUUUGUAUCUAAAAUACUUCUUGACUGACUCUGUAUGCUGUAAUACCUAGACAUAAAAGUCAAAGUAGGUAAACCCUCUGAUGUUAAAGUUUAUUUUAAAAACAUUACACCUUUUUAGAAGUAGAAGCUUAUGAAGGGAUUUGUGGCAUGCUUCAACAACUCAGUCACCAGCUCAGUUGGCUGAUUAUGUAGGGCUCUAUUUUCUUGUCUUUUGGUCAACCAUCAGAAUUGCUAAAACAUUUCUCUGCUUUAAGUUAUGCCUUGUCUUAUGUGACUCACCAACCAGUAGCAAUGUAGAACUGAUUAAUGUAAGCAAACCAAAACUACUCAUAAUUGUCAUGUUCUUUUGUGUUUCUACACUACAGCGGAACACUAUAGACCACUAUACAUACAGCAGAAAAUACUAAAGAAAGAACAACUUAAAUCUUCACUCCGAUGAGUUACUUUUGCUUUUGAACUAAAACUGAACUUUCCUGUCAUCUAACUAGGCACUUUUAGCCUAGAAUCAGCUGUCAUAAUAGCCUUUGAAUGUAUUCAAAUAAAGUAAAAUGAGGACAUUUAGGGUAGUUAUGUAAAAUAUGUCUUGAAAAAUAAUAGCCUUAUUAGAGACACCACAAUGGUAUUUCAUAGAAGUUAACUUUUUAAAGGAGCUUCUUCAAUGGGUCCAUUCGGGUUAAGGCUCAGCAUCCAAGUAGAAUUUACAAUACUGAAAAAUUCUGCACCAUUUUUUCUUGCCUACAUAUCUUUAAAGCUGUUAACCUACAAAAUGCUACAAAAUGCAUUUUGAAAUAUGUAUAUUUUCAUACGCUUAGUCACUCUUAAACCUCUGGUGUGGAAAGAGUCACAUCCUCAGGGCAAAAGUUAUGGUGCUACAUUAUUCUACAGCAAAUGCAAUGAUUUGUGUGUGAUAAAAAACACGCUUCUGAUCAAAUCUGUACAGAGAAAAUAAAAACAUGUGCCCUUAGAUUAUGUAAAUGAAAGAGCUCAUUUUGAAUAUUUUGCAUGCUCUUAAUUUUAGAAAUUACCCACAUCAUGGAUACAUGUAUUACCUUCUGCAGAAACAGAGAAUCUAAAUUUAGAGCUUUGUGCUGUGCCACAAAUAUUAAUGCUGAAUUCACAUUUAGUCUGCACAGAAAAAUGUAUUAUUAGUUUGGCACUACAAAAGUCUUUUAACAAUUAUUCUCACAGUGAUCCUGCUUUCAGUCGUCCCUCUCUCUCUAGAGAGAGAGAGAUUUCAAGGCCUUUCCAAAUCAGCUGGAGAGUAAGCGUGACUGAGGCAUGCACAAUAUAUGUGCACGUGAUUUGGGUUUGUUUUGCACUGCCUACACGAUUUCUCCUGAGGCUUCUGAUCAUGCAACAUGAAAAUCAAAAAUUUGUAUUUGGAGGAAAUGGAGUAUUUUCCUCAAUCUGUACUGAGCAGUCUAGAAGAAAAUGACCAACUGGCAGUUUCUAGAUUGCAUCCAUCCUCAAAGAUUAUUUGAUGUACUCUCCAAGAGUCUGCAGGUUUUUGUGGCCUGCAGUUCUGGGCAACAAAUUAGGUCUCUAUUUAAGGGAAAUAAAGUACACAUACUCAUGAUUCUUCUGGAACAACUUUGAGGCAUAUGGAAAAAUCUUGGAAAUAUUCCCUGAAAUAAAUUUGCAUAUGGAAUCGGUAGUGCAAAAAAAAAA
Molecule: messenger RNA, 3999 nt
Organism: Thamnophis elegans (Western terrestrial garter snake)
Lineage: Eukaryota; Metazoa; Chordata; Lepidosauria; Squamata; Natricidae
Gene: FOXJ1
Product: forkhead box J1
Exons: 3
Coding region: 89-1429 (446 amino acids)
Biological process (GO): regulation of DNA-templated transcription
Molecular function (GO): sequence-specific DNA binding; DNA-binding transcription factor activity
Source: RefSeq, a predicted model, not a curated record